UAUUCUGUAUGACCUGCGCCAGUUUGUGACGUCACACAGGUGGGAUGAUCCGCGACCUGUUGACAGGGUUCUCGUGUGAAUGAAUCUGUCUAGACUGAAUAUCGACGAAUUUGUUGCUGCCCUAGAUAAUCAUGCCUGCUUUAAUUAUUUUUAACCGUAAAAGGUAACUCUAAUGUAACCAUGAAAAUGCCCACGUCCGAAUACUAAUUACUUUCCCAAAUCGUAUAAAAGGGUAAAGUCCCAUUCAUCUAUCACAUUCACUUGUUCUCUCCCGGAUCGUCAGCAGCUCCUCAGCAUUAGUAAACAUGAAGUUCGCAGUGGUGUUGUGUUGUCUGCUCGCUUUAUAUUCGCUGGCUGCAGCUCAGGGAGGUCAGAGGUUUUGCGGACGACGGCUGGCGCGGACGCUGGCCGAUCUCUGUUACGAAGUUGACUAUGAAGAUGCGGUGAAGCGGUCUGACGGGGGAAGCAGGGCAUACGGCACUCACGGCUGGCACUGGGCGGCGCUGGGAGGCACGCGGGGCAAGAGAGGAGUCAUCGAGGAGUGCUGCGAGAGAGCUUGCACGCUGGACGAACUAUUCACCUACUGCUAGCGUCUGUUAUAUUACCACUUCGUGAGAUAUCCCUGUAAAUAAAUGCUGUUGUUACCCCAUCUGUAAUUGUUUUCAUAUGCAAGUCAUUAGCCACAACCAAGGUCGUCAAAAUACCUACCAUUUAGACAACUUUUAAACUACCAGGACGUAAUGGGACCAGAUAUAGAAUUGCAUUUAAAAACUCCUAUGACGUGAUUUUAAAAGCAAUUCCAAAUUUUGGGUCUCAUGUACUAUGCGGAAAUACUUUGGACGAAGAAAUACGGCGAAUAAUCGCACCAUACAUGAUACUUAUAAUUAUGUUCUUUGAUACCUGAAUCCUCACUUCAU
Manduca sexta (tobacco hornworm) is the source of this 917-nucleotide messenger RNA. Its product is annotated as bombyxin-related peptide A. The record is from RefSeq and is a predicted model, not a curated record. Gene Ontology annotation, molecular function: hormone activity; growth factor activity. The coding region runs from base 306 to 590 and encodes 94 amino acids. Lineage: Eukaryota; Metazoa; Arthropoda; Insecta; Lepidoptera; Sphingidae. Gene Ontology annotation, cellular component: extracellular region. The transcript has a single exon.